CGCGGCAUACGAGCCAAGAGAAAAUCAGUAUCCAUUAGAAUAAUCUCCAAAAUUUAUCUAAUACUAGCCAAAUCGUAAUGGACGAAGGGUGCGAGGAUUUUUUGGGAGAUAUCGAAGAUCUUAUUUCGGCCGACGAUCCAUCACCGAAGGAGCGUUAUGCCAACAAAAAGGACAUCACCAUUCGAGCGAAACGCGCCAAAGUGAUUCGUGCAACUCCAAAAGAUGUUACCGUAGAAAAGCCGCUACUAGACAGCGUUAUCCCGGAGACACAGCAUAUCUACAUGAAAACGUGGGGAUGCGCGCACAAUACAUCCGAUACCGAGUAUAUGGCCGGCCAGCUGGCCCAGUAUGGGUAUAAUCUAACGAAGGAUAAGGAUGCCGCAGAUUUGUGGGUGCUUAACAGCUGUACCGUAAAGAAUCCUUCGGAGGACACGUUUCGCAAUGAAAUCGAAGCGGCGCACCAGGCGGGCAAGCAUGUGGUCGUGGCAGGAUGCGUACCGCAAGCAGCACCGAAAUCGGACUAUUUGAAAGGCCUGAGCGUAGUCGGUGUCCAGCAAAUCGAUCGUGUAGCGGAGGUUGUGGAGGAAACGUUGAAAGGACAUUCAGUACGUUUGCUACAGGCAAAGAAGGUGAAUGGACGAAAGGUUGCUGGACCGAAACUGUCGCUGCCAAAGGUUCGCAAAAAUCCCCUCAUUGAGGUGAUCCCCAUCAAUUCGGGAUGUCUAAAUGCCUGCACAUAUUGCAAGACAAAGUUUGCCCGUGCCGAUUUGGUAAGCUAUCCCGUGGAAGAGAUAGUCGAUCGCGCGGUUCAGGUGUUUAAAGAAGGCGUAUGUGAAGUAUGGCUCACUUCCGAAGACACAGGAACCUAUGGACGAGACAUUGGUUCGUCAUUGCCAGAGUUGCUGUGGAAGCUGGUAGAUGUGAUUCCAGAAGGAUGCAUGAUGCGCCUUGGUAUGACCAACCCACCGUACAUCCUGGAGCAUCUGGAAGAGAUGGCAAAGGUUCUCUCCCAUCCACGAGUGUACAGUUUUUUGCACAUUCCUGUGCAAAGUGGGUCCGAUACGAUCCUCGGUGAAAUGAAGCGCGAGUACUGCGUGAAGGAUUUCGAACGUGUGGUUGAUUUUUUGCGCCAGAAGGUCCCCGGUAUAACCAUCGCGACCGAUAUCAUAUGCGGAUUUCCUGGUGAAACGGAAACUGAUUUUGAAGAUACCGUAACACUGUGCAGAAAAUACGAGUUUCCGAGUCUUUUCAUUAACCAGUUUUUCCCGCGCCCCGGAACACCGGCGGCGAAAAUGGAACGUGUACCGGCAAAUAUUGUAAAGACUCGCACCAAAAGGUUGACGGAGUUGUUCCACUCGUAUGAACCGUAUCAAAAGUACACACCGGACUCGAAACAAACGGUACUGGUCACCGAAGUUUCCCACGACCAAAAGCACUACGUAGGGCACAAUAAGUUCUACGAGCAAGUUCUUUUACCGAUGCAUAAGAAUUUGCUGGGAAAGCAGGUUGAGGUUGCCAUAACAGGAUGUACCAAAUUCAGUAUGUUCGGUAAAAUCGUGCAAGCAGAACAGGAAUGGGUGAAUUGUAGCAAACCGAUCGCUAAUAGUAUCUCGACCAACCAACUAUCCGUAGCUGAGGAUUCGAAGUAUCGCUCGAUAUUUGCCUUCUUCGUUUUUUCGUGCAGCUUGGCGAUAAUUUCCAAAUACAUGUUCAUGUAUUUCGAUAUCUAGUUACACGGAACACGUGAGAAGAUUAAAUUUUAUGGUUUGUAAAUAAGAAAAGAACUUAUAAAAAAAGGAUUUUUAACCUUUUACUUUACGGUCGUUAAACGUGUUUAUAAUCUAAAGUCUAAUCAAUUGUCAUAAAACCAUCGGCAUUAGAUAGAUACACAUUUUCCUUCUUUGUGUUGGCACCGACGAUAAAGUGUGGACCGACCAGACAAUUCUUCAGAACCGAUCCACUCUUCACUACCGCCUUUUCUCCGAUGAUGCAAUUGUCGAUGAUUACACUGCGGAGAAAAUCAAUGAAAUCAUAUGAAACCAUAUGCACAGAAAUAGAAAACAUGAGUUGUGUUACCUCUCUUCCACCGUGACGCCAUCCAUUAGAACGCUAUUAUUGAUACGAGUUUUCGGUUGGAUCGAACAACCGUUCGCAACUACGUUCGUGUUGAGUGAGGUUUUUUCACUGAUUGUAGUCAUGUCGCCAACCGCACAUUUCGAAAUCUGUGUCGAUUUAAUCGAACUCGUUUGCGAGACCAGUUCUCGCUCGGUCAAACCAGUCAAGGCAGGAAA
Messenger RNA from Anopheles coustani, 2291 nucleotides. RefSeq names its product threonylcarbamoyladenosine tRNA methylthiotransferase. The record is from RefSeq and is a predicted model, not a curated record. Bases 78 to 1730 code for a protein of 550 amino acids. Gene Ontology annotation, molecular function: tRNA (N(6)-L-threonylcarbamoyladenosine(37)-C(2))-methylthiotransferase activity; 4 iron, 4 sulfur cluster binding. Lineage: Eukaryota; Metazoa; Arthropoda; Insecta; Diptera; Culicidae. Gene Ontology annotation, cellular component: endoplasmic reticulum. The transcript has 3 exons. Gene Ontology annotation, biological process: tRNA methylthiolation.